AUGACGGAAAAUAUCCCGCCCGCAACCACUGCCGUCGCGACCGGCCCUAAUGGCGUCCCGGCUACUGCUGGGUCGGAACAAGUGCAGAGUCGCGGGAUCCCAUAUUAUGAGAAGCUCAGACGCGAACUGAGAGAGACAAUACAGAAGAAGCGGCUAAUGGAUAAGAACAUGGCCGCCCUAGAAGAAUCGAUAUACCGCUUCGAACAAUCCUACCUCGAAGAAACUGGUGCGGGAAACAUAAUUAAAGGGUUCGACAAUUACAUCAAAGGCUCUUCUGGCGGGUCAGGCAUAGGUUUCGGAAGCAGCCUUGGAUCGAUGACUGGUGGCAGCGGCACAGGAGGCCCAACCACACGAAGAAAAUCAGCGGUCCAAGACACCGACCGGGUGUUCUCGAGGAGUUCAGCUAGUUUUAUGAGGAGACUUCCAACGCCAUCAGCAAACAGCAACAGCAACAACAACAACAACAGCAGCAAUCCACCCGCCCCCAACACCGUGAAGGCGAGCACGAAUAAGAAAAACAGGAAAUCAUCCGCCGCGACGAUUGCCAACGCGAACGCAAACGCCAGCGCCACUUCCAACGCCAAUUUUAAUACCAGCACGAGUACAAAUACAAAUGCAGGUGCUAAUGCAACUGCAAAUGCAAAUGAUGCGAAUUCGGGUAAUGGGGCUGGGGGCGCGAGGGGACGGGAGAGGGAUGGAGACGAUGAUGCUGAGUCUGGAGGUAAUAAGCCGCCAGUGAAGAGGUUGAAGAUUACGUACGGGCGGGAGUGA
Histoplasma mississippiense is the source of this 771-nucleotide messenger RNA. RefSeq lists its product with no specific name. The coding region runs from base 1 to 771 and encodes 256 amino acids. NCBI's taxonomy places the organism in Eukaryota, Fungi, Ascomycota, Eurotiomycetes, Onygenales, Ajellomycetaceae. The record is from RefSeq and is a predicted model, not a curated record. Gene Ontology annotation, cellular component: NuA4 histone acetyltransferase complex. The transcript has 3 exons.